GAGAAUCUCGUUUGGAACGAGACGCCGCGCGAGCCGCUUCUCGCCUGUUGUGCUCCUCCGCGUGCUUUGGGGAAGCCGCGCGGUCGGGAAACCGCGUGGUCCGAGUGGCGUGCCGUACUCUCCGUAGCGGCAACGGCGGCGGCGACAACGGCGCCGUUGAGCGCGUUGUCGAAGUUUGUGCGACAGCGUCUCGGAGGAGUGUAGUGAGAGUGGUGUGACGUUUCGACGUUCCCAGAGGGAAGUGGUGAGCGAACCGUUGACGGCUGUCUUACACAGCGAUUCCCCUUCGGUAACGCUGGAGAGGUUCGAGAGCCUCACUCUGGUUGAAUUAAAGUUGUUCGAAAAGACUGCUGAACUCCCAAACGUGAAGCAAAAUUUACUUCACCGUGUAAAGCCGCGAGCUACCUCCAUUUCACCUAUUCAAAUGACGUUUUUGAGGAGGUAAAAAGACUUUGGUUGGCAACCUCGUAAGUUUCUUAUGUGACAACUCCCAAAAGAAAGAAGAAAGUUGGAGGCAGACGCCAGGCGCUCAUCUCAUUCAUCGCCCAUCAUGAAGAAGUGUCAAAACAGACUAUCCUUGGACUUUGGAAGUUGGGGAAACGGACUUGGGGGUUAAGUUACUAAAGUAGUGGCACGUGAUCUAAUAAUAUUCACUGUGACCAUUUGGAAACAAAAGGCAGCACCAGGUGAGGAAAGAAAACAUACCUUAACAGCGUCUCGCUAAAACGUUGACAGCCAGAACAAAGUGCCAAAUCAAAAUCUACGCCUUCUCGAAUCAAAGUUACCCACAUUCAAUCGCUACGAUUUCAAGGAGAAGUGAUUUGCUAUAUUCUUGUUUGUGUUCCAGAAAUAACCUCUUGUUUCUACAACGUCUCAGCAUAUUUCCUUUGGAAAAACUCCAACGUCUGCCGCCAUCGAGCCCGCAUCAUACCGGCGGAUGUUUCCGUAAACUAAACAAAGCUAAGGAAUCUUGAACGCCAAGGUCAGAUGAACCCAACCAACAGAGCACUCGCCUGCUGAACGCGAUUGUGAGAGCCCCCACCAACCCAUCGCUGACGUUCUUUCCCAGUGGACGCAGUUUCAGCCAUGUUGUACCAUUCCUACAGAUGGCCAACGAAAAGGGACUUUUGUAGAGACUGUAGCCACCGGCCACGGCAGAGACAGUCUCCAGCGCUGAUACUUCUCUGGAUAGCGGCUUCCAUCUACGUCGUGAAUGGCGGCUCUUCCUCCGUGCACAAAAAGCUGCCCAGCUUCGCCGAGCCCAUCCCCAACGUGACGGUGGCAGCGGGUCGCGAAGUGACGCUCACCUGCGUCGUCGAGAACCUGGGAAGCUUCAAGGUGGCCUGGAUCCACACGAACCGGCACAUGCUGAUCUCGAUGCACGACAACCUGAUCACGACCAACCCGCGGUACGGCAUCGCCCACAACGGCCACCGGACGUGGCAGCUGCACAUCCGGGAGGUGGAGGAGGCCGACAAGGGAGAGUACAUGUGCCAGGUCAACACCAACCCCAUGAAGAAGAUCAUGGGCUACCUACACGUCGUCGUGCCUCCGAGGAUCGACGACGAAAACACAAGUUCGGACGUCGAAGUGCGGGAAAACAGUGACGUGUCUCUGCGCUGCCGCGCCACGGGAACUCCAGAACCGGACAUCAAAUGGAGAAGAGAAGACGACGCGCUGAUCCUCCUCUCUGGAAAGAAAGGUGUGCCCAGUUACCAAGGAGAUCGCCUCAACAUGAGCAAGGUGACACGGCUGCACAUGGGGCCGUACCUCUGCAUUGCUUCCAACGGUGUUCAGCCGUCGGUCAGCAAACGAAUUCUGCUCAAGGUCGACUUCGCGCCCAUGAUGUGGCAGCCCAACCAGCUCGUCGGAGCCCCUUUGGGCACUGACAUCACCCUGGAAUGUAACCUGGAGACACACCCGCGUGGGAUGACCUUCUGGGAGCGGGAGGACGGCACCAUGCUCAUCUCCAACACCAAGUACGACUCCCUGGUGCUGGAGACCGGUCCUUACAGGCUCCUGCUCAGGCUCACAAUUCGCAACCUCAAGCCGGACGACUUCGGUGUCUACAAGUGCGUCUCCAAGAACCCUCUCGGAGAGACAGAGGCCAACAUUAAGUUGCAAGAAAUUCCUCGCCCAACAUCCUCCACGGCCGCAUCCUCAAGAGAGCUACAAGCAAAAAAGCACUGGGAAACUACCUCCACGCAGCAAUCGAAUGGACCCAGACAUCUUGGCACCCAUGCCUCCAAUGCUCUUUUGAAAGAAGGACGCAGAGGGGACUACUCCACGGAAGGAGAGGGUACCCAGGGUUACCCACCACCAAGCUUUAACCAAGACUACACCGAAGCAGAUGCCGCCAACAAUGAGGUACACCAGGGAGGCUCCUCCGCGAAAAGGCAUCAGGCAAGCUUACCCAAGAUGGCGGCAAUCGUACUUCCGCUCCUGCUCAGCUACACUACCGGAAGUGCUGCGGCCCUCGUCCGAAACUGAACGCUACGCCGGACAAGAAAGAUCAGCCUCGACAAAUGCUUUAAGCCACACAAAAGCAAACAAAAAUGAACCAGAAAAAAGAGCUUCCUUCUUAUUGGAUGAGGACGUCGCCAAAACCAGACCGACAUCAACGCCCAAAGUGAACAGCACUUGGACACUUUUUUUCUUCAAAGCUCUAAGUGCAGUGUGCUUCGGUGUUUCGCUUUUUUCUGUGACGCCGGCGAACAGCUGCCACGUUGGUGCGCAUCACGCGGAGAUGAUUGGACCUCAAACUGACGACACCAUGACACCAAAUGACGUCACUUCCUGACCGGAAACCACGUGCCAACUGUGUUUACCUUACCGUUAAUGAAGCCAUCCGCCAAACGUGCUUAUGGUUUUGGCAAUUUAAACAUAAGGUAAAGGUAUCCUUAUCCUUUCUAUGGUCUUGCGAGUUUAUUGUUUUUCUUCUCCAAAGAGGUCCUGGCACAAAGUCUUCUAGAGUCAGAGACUCCUGCAGAAUACUGGUAGGUCCGAGGGCUGGGUCAGCAGUGAAGUUGUGUUGACUAGAUGUCACUGCGUGGACUCAAAAAAAUCGAUUUCGCUUCAGCUUUCUUUGUGACCGAACAACAUUGAGCACAUACCCUUCAUCAAGUUGGCUUUGAUCGCGCUCUAUUCAUGAGUACCUAUUGACAACAACCGGGCUUCGCUACCUCGAGGCAUCUUUCUUCCUAAUGUUACCACAGGCGGCCCGUUGGGUGUAUUAUGGUCACUAACAUCUCGAAGGAAACAAUGUUUAGAGCUUUAAGUUUUUUUUCUUCUAAUCCCACAAAGUCUUUGCCUUCGGUGGUGCUUCAACGAGGGGUAGCUCUGGUUGCCAAAUUUGCGCUCUUGUGUGAGUGAGCACAGGUGAAGGUUCCAGGCACGAGAGCCUGACGGGCUAGUGGAAUGUAUGGUACUUUGGAUGCAAAUGAGGUGGGAUUGUAAAGGUCUGAACUCAUGUAGGUCUUGAUAAGGUGGAACCUGGUUUUUCGCGCAGUGAGAUUGUCGCAAGCAAGCAAGACGAUCCCCGAAGGUCUUGCGAGAUCAGCGAUUGCAUACGUGGAACAGUUACGUGCUUAGUUUAUUGUUUAUUUCCUCCUGUUAGGGAAAUUGACGGUUGUCACUUGUUAAUUAAAUUUUAACCACCUGUUUUGGUGGAUAACUAACUGCAUGCACCCCGGUUUUAUGUCAGGAACAUGACAUUCUGCACGUGCAGUUAAUGUUAGGGUCAAGUUUAACUCAUUCGAUGCCGUAGCCUAGACAUAAAGUUAUAUUAAUUAAGAAAAUAAGUUGUUAUUUGUCGUCUAAAAGUAUUAGGUGAGCAGAGUGUAUUACAUGAAUGAUUGCGUAUUUUUGGAAAUUUCAAUGUAAAUAACCACCGCAAGUCAGACCUUUGAUUUCCUAUAUUUCUGACGACGAGACAAUUUAUUAGCCACGCCAACAUUUUUGUUGCAAGCAAAUUAAUACGUACUUUCAAGAGUUGUGUGUAUUACUAUGAGAGCCGAAGUUGCGAUCAUGACGCUUUCAUGUCUGUUUUCCUUGCAAGAGAGCUUGUUCAACCUUUGAUAAUGUUUCUCGCAACCUGUGAGUCGGAGUGCAGAAAUAGGCGCAUUGCUGGAGGGAAUGCUAAACUAUCGUUUCAAGCAAAAACACGAAACCAGAAAUGGCUAUCUCAUUUAUUUCUAAGUCUUCUGUUUGGGUGGAAUUUCUGAGGGCGCAUCAUUAAUCAACGCAUAAACUAAAACACUUUAAACUAGUGUCCAAUACGAGUAUUUUUUUUUUUUUUUUGAAGCCGCGAGCAUUCUCUGUUAACUUAUCUUCACUCCGAGCAAAGAAGAAAAAAAAUGAGCCCUUGUGAGGUAACUUCGCGUGCCUCUUAAAUAUCCUUCUAUAUUGGUGAAGCGUUGGCAUGAUGGCCUUUGAGUCUCAAUAAAAAUGUCAUUUGAACAUUA
Ixodes scapularis (black-legged tick) is the source of this 4463-nucleotide messenger RNA. Its product is annotated as neurotrimin. Gene Ontology annotation, cellular component: neuron projection. Bases 1087 to 2490 code for a protein of 467 amino acids. The record is from RefSeq and is a predicted model, not a curated record. NCBI's taxonomy places the organism in Eukaryota, Metazoa, Arthropoda, Arachnida, Ixodida, Ixodidae. The transcript has 10 exons.